AUGAUUGAAGAAGAAGAUGUUAUUAAUACUUCAUAGUUAAACAAAAUCAUUUAAAUUUCUUAUAUGGGAGGCAAAUUGUCAAAAUUGUAGCUAUAACAAAUGAAUCUCGAAAAAAUUAUUAAUUAGUGUAUAAACUUAAUUAAGGAGGGAAUUUCAUUUAGAGAAUGUACCAACUAUUUAAAUGGAUUGGCUAUGGUUUAUUUAAAAUAAUAUUAGCUUUUAAGAUAAGAAAUUAUCAGUCUAUAGACUUCAAUGAUGAAUAAAGAAAACUUUGUUGAAGUCGAAAAAAAAGAAGCACGUUCAAAAAAUAAAUAAACUAAAUCCAAGUAAAAUUAACAAAAAGAAGCAAUUACUGAAUUAUAAGAGCAUUCUAAUAGUUCAAGAGAUAACCCUAGAAAUAUUGCAAGUGCUGAACGCUUAUAAUUAGAUUCUUAAAAAACUCCAUUUGAUAUUAAUUUGUAUUUAAGAAAGGAGGAUUCAGAUAGUUCAAAUGGAUUUGGAACUGCAAAUUUCAUUCUUAAAGAUGUUUAAUCUAUUGAAAAAUAAUCCUUAAAAGAGAUUCUAAAUAAUAGAAGGAAUUAAAAAGAAAACUCUUAAGUCUCUUCUAAAGAUACUCCAUUAUUACCACAAAUUAUUGUCAAUGAUGCAGAUAAUGAAAUAUAAGAAGAACAUUUUCAAUUUUAAAAUUCAGAUGAUGAGGAAAUAAUAGAUACAAGGGUUGAAGUUAAACAUGGAAAUAUUAUGAAAGCUUUGGAAGAAUUUGGAAUUAGUUUUGAUUAAAAUCAAUAUGCAAUGAAUCAAACCAAUUUAAAUGAUAAGAGCAAAAGAAAUACUAAGAAAUAAUAAAAUACACUUUCUAAAUAAUUAGAUCUUUAAGAUAAGGAUCGAGUUCUUCAUGAAAGUUAUCAAAGAAAUUUAGAAGAAUUUAUUAAAUAUCAAGAUAAGAUUGAUGAUCUUCAAAUGAAAAUGGAUCUUAUAAAUCUUUAACCUGAAUUCUGGUCAAAAUAAGAUGAUUUAAUUCAUAUGAUCAAUUAAUAUGAGAUACCACUUAAUCAAACUAUCAUCAACAAGUAUUAAUUAUUAUUUUAUUUAGUAAAAAUUUACCCCCUAUAUCUUCAUAUUCUAAAAUGUAAGGUUUGACAACUUUUGAUAAUUCCAACAAUUAGUUUUAGGAAAUCAAUAGUUUNGUUAAACAAAAUCAUUUAAAUUUCUUAUAUGGGAGGCAAAUUGUCAAAAUUGUAGCUAUAACAAAUGAAUCUCGAAAAAAUUAUUAAUUAGUGUAUAAACUUAAUUAAGGAGGGAAUUUCAUUUAGAGAAUGUACCAACUAUUUAAAUGGAUUGGCUAUGGUUUAUUUAAAAUAAUAUUAGCUUUUAAGAUAAGAAAUUAUCAGUCUAUAGACUUCAAUGAUGAAUAAAGAAAACUUUGUUGAAGUCGAAAAAAAAGAAGCACGUUCAAAAAAUAAAUAAACUAAAUCCAAGUAAAAUUAACAAAAAGAAGCAAUUACUGAAUUAUAAGAGCAUUCUAAUAGUUCAAGAGAUAACCCUAGAAAUAUUGCAAGUGCUGAACGCUUAUAAUUAGAUUCUUAAAAAACUCCAUUUGAUAUUAAUUUGUAUUUAAGAAAGGAGGAUUCAGAUAGUUCAAAUGGAUUUGGAACUGCAAAUUUCAUUCUUAAAGAUGUUUAAUCUAUUGAAAAAUAAUCCUUAAAAGAGAUUCUAAAUAAUAGAAGGAAUUAAAAAGAAAACUCUUAAGUCUCUUCUAAAGAUACUCCAUUAUUACCACAAAUUAUUGUCAAUGAUGCAGAUAAUGAAAUAUAAGAAGAACAUUUUCAAUUUUAAAAUUCAGAUGAUGAGGAAAUAAUAGAUACAAGGGUUGAAGUUAAACAUGGAAAUAUUAUGAAAGCUUUGGAAGAAUUUGGAAUUAGUUUUGAUUAAAAUCAAUAUGCAAUGAAUCAAACCAAUUUAAAUGAUAAGAGCAAAAGAAAUACUAAGAAAUAAUAAAAUACACUUUCUAAAUAAUUAGAUCUUUAAGAUAAGGAUCGAGUUCUUCAUGAAAGUUAUCAAAGAAAUUUAGAAGAAUUUAUUAAAUAUCAAGAUAAGAUUGAUGAUCUUCAAAUGAAAAUGGAUCUUAUAAAUCUUUAACCUGAAUUCUGGUCAAAAUAAGAUGAUUUAAUUCAUAUGAUCAAUUAAUAUGAGAUACCACUUAAUCAAACUAUCAUCAACAAGUAUUAAUUAUUAUUUUAUUUAGUAAAAAUUUACCCCCUAUAUCUUCAUAUUCUAAAAUGUAAGGUUUGACAACUUUUGAUAAUUCCAACAAUUAGUUUUAGGAAAUCAAUAGUUUUGAUUAAGGAGAAAUAUCAGAAUUUUAAGCUAUGGAUUCCUUUAAACGUUCAAAUGAAAUUGAUAUUAAAAGCAAUGAGUAUUAAUUGUAUAAGAGAUUGAUUUAAGAUUUGAGAAAUGAAUUUGCAAAAGAAAAUGUUAUUAGUUCAAUAAAUGUUAAUAUUAAUUUAAUUUUAAUUUAGUAUUUCAAUUUUAGAUAAGAAGAGAAUAAAGCAAAAAGCUUUUAUGAUUUAUUAUUGAUGAGUCGCCUUGGUUUGUGUUAAAUUAAAAAGGAACAGUAAGUUGGAAGAUAUACAAACAUGUCAAUAGAAAUAUGA
Molecule: messenger RNA, 2654 nt
Organism: Paramecium sonneborni
Lineage: Eukaryota; Ciliophora; Oligohymenophorea; Peniculida; Parameciidae
Source: the annotation of a GenBank genome assembly